Messenger RNA from Bubalus bubalis (water buffalo), 6237 nucleotides. RefSeq names its product poly(A) binding protein interacting protein 2B (gene PAIP2B). Gene Ontology annotation, molecular function: mRNA regulatory element binding translation repressor activity. Lineage: Eukaryota; Metazoa; Chordata; Mammalia; Artiodactyla; Bovidae. The transcript is spliced from 4 exons. Bases 192 to 566 code for a protein of 124 amino acids. The record is from RefSeq and is a predicted model, not a curated record. Gene Ontology annotation, cellular component: cytoplasm. Gene Ontology annotation, biological process: negative regulation of translational initiation.
AGAAGCCAGUGUGCAGUAAGAGGUAACCUGACUAGGGGUAGAGGCGCUCCCCCGGUUCUGUGGCUCACGCUUUGGUACUGGGGACCGAGACUGUUCUGGCGACGGCGACCUCUGCGGCGACGGCUGAGAUUCUCGAAAGAGUAGAGGAGGACGGUCCGGAGGAGGGGCUUCUAGUUAACGCAGGUUCUGUCAUGAUGAAUGGAUCCAGUGUGGCAAAUACAUCACCCAGUGUAAAAUCCAAAGAGGACCAGGUGUUAAAUGGGCAUGAUGAGAAGGAAAACCCAUUCGCAGAGUACAUGUGGAUGGAGAAUGAAGAGGAUUUCAACAGACAGGUGGAGGAGGAGCUGCAGGAGCAAGAGUUCUUGGACCGCUGCUUUCAGGAGAUGUUGGACGAGGAAGACCAAGACUGGUUUAUUCCAUCCCGAGACCUGCCUCAGGCCAUGGGGCAGUUGCAGCAACAGUUAAAUGGACUGUCCGUCAGUGAUGGUCAUGAUUCUGAAGAUAUUUUGAGCAAAAGUAACCUGAAUCCGGAUGCCAAGGAAUUCAUACCAGGAGUGAAGUACUGAGCUGACAGAAAGCUUUGAGGAGGACUUGUGUGUCCCCACAUCCGGGGACAGCGCUGCACAAACAGGCGGAGCUGAAGAGGGGGGUGGGAUGGGCAGGGGGUGUGCAGCGGGGAAGGGAACAGUGGUUCAACUCGACACUGUGACUAGAGUAACUGAUGUGCUCAGUCUUUCUCUACAAGCCUCUGAGUAUUUCUCUUUUGUUCUACUGACUUUCAUUUGAAGCAAUUUCCUAUUAUUUUUAUUAGCUUUCGAUUUAGGGAAAUUGCAGUCUUUCCCCAUGCCCUCAUCAAGAAUGUUCUGCUGUGUGUGUUUAAAAGAAUAAGCUGACCAAGAAAAUCUGGGUGUUUACAAAUGCCCUACCCACCCUGCUGUCUACUUACCAAGGGCAAUGAACACCUGGAGCACUACAUAUUCAGUCUGUUGCGCUGGAUGGGAAGAGGGACAGUUGGAAGAAGCAGGUUUUGUAAACCAGAGUACACAGCUCCCCGACCCCUGGGGGUUUCCUGCAAUGUGCUGGGAUUACCACUGGCCUGCUGAGCCCGUGUCUCCUUGCCUGAACCCCAUUCAAGAAAACACAGGCUUAAAAGUAGUGGUUUACCAGUACUUUAGAUGGUUGAUAAACGGACUUUCAUCAACCAUCUUUUGAUGGUUAAUGAAAGUACAGAGGGAGAGGACUGGGAUGGUGAUGUCACUUGAGUCAUUGAUUUACUGUUGACCUACUCUUAAGCCUCUGUUUAUGGCUACCAUCAGACUCAUUAUUUACAAGGCAUAAGAGUUCUAGGGUGGAUUUGCCACCUCGUCUCUCAUGGUGUCUAAUCCCCUGUCUCCCUUCUGCCCCAAACUCUAUUCUGUUUUUAAGAAGAGACUGUUACCAAAGGUGUGUGAGAGGCAUGUGGUGCUGGCCAUCAGCUUCAGUCUGGAGAGAUCAUCCUUGAAUCCUGAUAGUUAUCAUCUUAAAUUUAUUUUGACAGUUUUUUCCUAGCCCUGUGAAGACUUGGUCCACCUGUAUCUUCCUUUCCUUAGAAAGGUUUGUGUACUUUUAUAAGUCCAUGUAUUUUUCAGAAUGCUAGCAAGAAGCUCAAUUCACAGUUUGAUGCUUCUCCCCACCUUACAGAAUUAUGCAAAAGAACUCCAGAAAAGCCUAGGAGAGUGAGUCCCGCUUGACCCUGUGACUGUGUGACACACCGGGACAGUUUCAGCCGUUAUAAAGUGUUGCUGUUCCCACACACCCAGCUUUUUGAGUUUUCUGGGUUGAACUUUCUGGGUAUAUUCUUUUCCUGCCCACAGGUCACAGGUGUUUUGGUUAUUGUUGUUGUUGAUACUCAUAAGGAACUAAACUGGGCACCAGGAUAUGCCUUUGUGUGCUGGAGAGGUUGGUGGCAGAGUCAGGUCUUAAAAAGGGCGUGUCUGGUCCUGGCCAUUCUCCCAGGAUGGGCAAGGACUGGCAGGGGCCUGAGGAGAACAGUGGCCCAUCUGUAUGACCGCCACUGUCUUGUAUGACAAGCCUGUCAGGAAAAGAUCAUGGAACUUGAAUAAAGUCUGUAAAUUCAGUAUGUGUUUAUGGGACAGAGGUUGGAAGGAAAGGACUAGGGUCUGGAAAACUUAAGAAUUUCUCCUUUCUCUUAUGAGGUCCCAUGCUGACUUUUCUAACAGCCACAGGUUAAUGUCAGAUUGAAAAUAUGAACCCAUAUUUCCAGAUGGGCUCCUGAAUUCGCAAAGCCUCUACCUUGACAGAAUGGAACUCUUUUAACUUGUGUUCAGGGAGGGCUACAAAUAAAGAAAACGUCUUAAUUCCAGCUUCAGCUUUCAGCUGGAAUGGUUGCCUCUGGUAAAGUGAGGGCCUUGGAAGUAUAGAAACAAAGGUCUCUUUCUUCCAGGACUGCUGUUCCUCCUUCAACCUGCAUUAACUUGUCCAAGCUCAGAAUUCUAAAGGCUGCUCAAAGUGUGUUGGGAUUGCAGCAGGAGCCGUUUUCUAGACCAUGGUGUCUCCAUCACAGAGAGGACUGCGGAUUCUUUCUUAUGUGGCUCCUGGUCUGGGAAGUCCUUUAGGGAUCUGCAUCAAGGGUCCUCAUCCUGACGAAGGCGUGCCCUUCUGACACCUAGGCUAAGCUGUUAGGUGUGGUCCAAGUGGCUUGCUUCCCCUUCUGCUGUGGGUUUCAUCUUGGAUGUCAGCAUGGUUUCACAAGGCACAUUUGGUCAGGACUAAGGAAGCUUCCUGCCAGAUAAGCAAUGGAACCCGAGGACUGGCCUUUCCAGUCCUGUUGAGACACAGUGUGCUGACCCCGGGAUCAGGAAGCAGCUAGCAGUGUGGCCGCCUUUUUAAUGUGCAUGUUUGUGCUUCUAGUGGUUCCUCUUGCGUUCUGACUUUCUCCGUCUCUUGUGUUGCGAGGUGGGGGCGCAGCCGUCACCCAGACCGCGGGUGCAGCUGUCGCCAGUUUGCCGCCUCCUUAGCCGGAAAUGCAUGUGGCUCUUCCUGGGCCUUCAGCGAAGAAAGGCUGGACUCAGACGUUUCCUCAUAGGAGAGAUUACGGAUGCGAGCCAGACUAGAUACCGUUACCUUUUCAGGAUGAGGCUGGUAUUAUUGUAAGUGAUGAUUUUGAUGUUGAAUUUAAGCCACUACUUUUUUUUUUUUUUUUGGCAACUGGAAGUUUAAGUAUAGAAACAGAACAUGUAUUUUUAACAAUUGCCAAUUCUGACUGGUCCCAGUCUUAUUUUAUUAGUGAUUGAUUUCAUGGUUAUUGGACUCUUAAACUCCAAAACGAAAAGUAUUUUAUCUCUUGCUCAUCAAGGAGAAAAAAACAAAAGAAAUGCCUUUUAGUUUCUCUAGCCCUUUGAACUGCAACAGAGAAUUUGAUGGACAUAGCCUAGGCCUGAGCAGCUGCGGCUUUGGGUCUUUGGGCCAGUUUCUGACUGCAGCAGUUGAUUUUAGGGUAUUACAUAAGGUCAAACCCCAAAAAAUUGUAAGGAAAAGGCUGGACCUUUGCAGCACCUUUAGUUUCCAAAGUCAAAACAGCUUGGGUCUCUUUUAUUAAAGUUACAAUGCUAAUUAUGACUUUAAAGUGUUUUUAGAGGUAACCAGCAUUUUUCAAAUUGUGUAUUACUAUAUGGCAAAGUUCUGUCUUGCGUUGGGAGAUGCUGGGAGGUAAGGUCAGUCAAACACUUUGACCUCAGAGUGUAAAUUCAUGUAUGUCAGGGAGGAAAGUUGUGUGAAGAAGUAGCCAAAGGAAACUGCAUUAGUGCUGCUGCAAGGCCAGUAUGUAAACACCAGGAGCCCAGGACUCUACACUGCUGAGAUGGGAGGGGGCACGUGUUCUUCACUAAGGGUCCUGGCAUCACGUUUAAUGGUGGUGUUUGAUUUGGAUUAUGUUGAUGUAUGAGCUCAGCCAGAGACCUGACAGUUUUGACCAAGAUUUGGAGAGCAUUUGGGAAAGACUGUAUAUCCCUGGCCGCUCUCUUCCGGGGUAGAUGUAGAGCUCAUGAGUUUGGGAAGUGGGCGGAGAGCAGGAGGACUGACUGAGAUCUGGUGAGCGUCAGGAAUGUUGGUUUCCCCUCCCUUUGCCCACAGUCACCCGUGUGAACCACGUGAACCGUUUCCCCUCUCAUUGCCCACACAGAUUGUUAGCUCUCCUGGUCCCUGUGUGGCACACAGUGUACUUUCUGCAGCCACUGCCCUGCUGCCUUGCAAAUUUCAUCCACAGGCUUGGUUAGUCACAAUUUAGUAAGGUUUUUUCCCCUCGUUUUUAAUCUUCUAUUUCUCCCAUCUUGAAGCUGCCAUUAGUGACAAAGGAUGGGGGAAUUGGAGGCUGACCCAGGGACACAUUCAGGCUUCCGACACGGCCUCUGUACAUGGCUCACUACAUCCUGAGUUCACACUACUUGUGUGUACGUGCUAAGUCACCUCAGUUGUGUCCGACUCUUUGCAGUCCUAUGGACGCCCACCAGGCUCCUCUGUCUGUGGGAUUUACCAGGCAAGAAUACUAGAGCGGGUUGCCAUUUCCUCCUCCAGGGGAUCUUCCCAGCCUAGAGUCGGACCCAAGUCUCUUUACCACACUAGCUCCACCUGGUCUCACUGCCCAAUCCUCCAUAGCUAUCCACAGUCCAGAUUUUGCCGGGGGAGGUGGGGUGUCAUACACUGGGACAGCUAACUACACUGAUCUCGACAGGGUGUUACAGGUUCAUCACCACACCCCCAGGGGACAGAAGAGAACUCUACAAAGGAACAGAUGCACCAUCUUCAAAGAAAAAGGCCCUUUAUGUUUUGUUAUCAGGAGUCUCAUUUGUGAGGUCUGCUGAGCUUUCUUUCCCAGUCCUACCUUACUGGUUCCCUUUUAAUAUUGUAAAUGGUAAUGAAAAUGUUUUCACUCUGUAACUCAACACUAAUUGAGAAUCCUCUCUUGUUGAUUGUGGGCCUUCGGAAAUGUUUAAUACUUGAUGGGUGGUUUGCAAGACAGGGACUUUUUUUUUUAACACCUUUAUUGAAGCAUGUUAUCAUAAAGUUCGUCUAUUUCAAGUGUACAAGUCAGUGAUUUUAAUAACUUUCCUGAGUGGCACAGACAUACAAUUCUGUUUUAGAACCUUUGCAUCCCCCUUAAUAAGAUCCUUCAUGUCUAUUUACAUGGUACCCGUGGUAUUUGCCUAGCUCUAGGCAACGACUAAUCUAUUACUAUAAAUUUGCCUUUUCUGGACAUAAUCUCAAUGGAAUCAUACAAUCUGGUCUCUUGUAUCUGGCUUUCUUCAUUUAGUGUAUUUUUGAGGUUAAUCCAUGACAUAUAAUUUAUGUUACUGGUUUGUUCUUUACUGCUAAAUAAUAUUCCAUUGAUGGAUAUACCACAUUUUGUCAGCAGGGAGUCUUACUAAACUUGGAUUUCAACCUCUUGGGGUCUACAUGGAACCCUGAGAACAUAGGACUCAUGGGGGAGCUGCUGUGCAUGUCAAAGGAACUGCUUGUCAGAACCAGCUCCAUCAUCAGCAGCUCCAUGAGGAGCCUGAACUGCUGCAGAAAUUUUUACAAUUUUGCAUCUUAUUUUUUGUAUGAAAAUUUCAUGCUGUCUAUGUCAGCAUAGAUAAUUAACAGCAUCUGAUAAUUAACAAGUUAAUGAGCAUGUGUUUGAGCAGGAAGAAAUGGAACCAUCAAUACUGCGUUGGAUAUUUUUUUCUCCUCAGCUAGACAGAGGAAUCGCUGAACUUUCUAAACAAUGUUAUUUCCAUUACAAAGCUGAACAUGUGUUAAGAUCAUGCCGCCUUUGUUGGAUCGAUUUAGAAGAGGACAGCCAGCAGAGGAGGCCAAGAGGAGAAAGGGAGUGAACUCUGUGGUGCAUCCCAGCGGGUCUGUGCACGGCCCACACACCUGCUGGAGUGGGCGGUGAAGUGCUGACGGUGCCAGGGCAGCUCAGCACCUCCAGCAGGCCCAGGCCUGGACUUUGGACCUUUUCCCCUAUUUCUCAGGUGUUUAAAAGCUGUUUUUGUUCCUUUUUUUCCUAUGUAUACAUUACAUGGUAGUUGUUAAUACUUCUUUGUGGGAGGGGCAGAGCUUUAAAAUUGAAGAAAAUAAUUUUCAUAAAAAUAUCAAAAAUGGAAAAAAGUUACUUUUUAAAGAAUUUGCUAUACAAACAAAGUGGCAGCUGUUGAAAAUCUCUCUCAUUAAAAUGAGAAUAAAAUGCAUUUGCUGGCA